Molecule: messenger RNA, 2434 nt
Organism: Chlorella variabilis
Lineage: Eukaryota; Viridiplantae; Chlorophyta; Trebouxiophyceae; Chlorellales; Chlorellaceae
Exons: 20
Coding region: 152-2317 (721 amino acids)
Biological process (GO): DNA replication; nucleotide-excision repair; meiotic cell cycle
Cellular component (GO): DNA replication factor A complex; nucleus
Molecular function (GO): damaged DNA binding; single-stranded telomeric DNA binding
Source: RefSeq, a predicted model, not a curated record
CACUCUUGCUGGCCGAUUGAAGGGCCCACCGGGGCUGCUUCGAGCUCCCAGAAGCAACACUUGAACACAAACAGUGACCGCAAAGCCACUGCGCACUCCCACCGGCCCCUGCCUUCCAAGAGCGGCCACUCCAAGCUCACAGCCCGCCGCCAUGGCUCACCAGCUCACUCGGGGCGCCGUGCAAAAGCUGGUGGCAGGCAUCACGGGAGAAGGGCCUAUGACGCUGCAGGUCUUGGGCCUCAAGCGCCUGCAGAAUGCGCAGGCACAGCAGGACCGCUUCCGCGCGCUGCUGAGCGACGGCGAGUACAGCCACUCGUGCAUGCUGGCCACGCAGCUGGCCGAGCUGAUCCACACCAAUACGCUCAAGGAGAACAGCAUUGUCACGCUGCACGACUACAUUUCCAACCAAGUGCAGAACAAAAAGGUGGUGAUUGUGCUCAACCUGGAGGUGGUGCAGUCGGACGCACAGAAGAUUGGCGACCCGCAGAUGUAUGACAAGGUGCAUGCCGGGGGCGGCGCCCCGCCCGCCCAGAACGGUGCGGGCCCGCCCCCACAGCAGUACGGCGGCCCGCCCCCGCAGCAGUACGGCGGUCCACCGCAGGCAUACAAUGCCGGAGGCGGCUUCGGCGGCCCUCCACCAGGCAACCAGCCGGGCAGUGCCUAUGGCGGCCCGCCUCCCAACCAAGUGGCCCGCAAUGAGGCCCCCUCCCACAUCAUGCCCAUCAACGCGCUCAACAGCUACCAAAACCGCUGGACCAUCAAGGCGCGCGUCACCAACAAGAGCGACAUCCGCAGGUACACCAACGCUCGCGGCGAGGGCAAGUUCUUCUCCUUUGACCUGCUGGAUGCACAGGGCGGCGAGAUCCGCGUCGUCUGCUGGAAUGACCAGUGCGACCGCUGGGAGCCUGUGAUUGAUCAGGGCAAAGUGUACCUCAUCUCCAAGGCCAGCCUGCGCAACAAGCGUGGCAACUUCAACCAGACGCGCCACCAGUACGAGAUCCACCUGGAGAACUCGUCGGUGGUGGAGGCGUGCAACGAGGAGGACGACAUCCCGCACAUCUACUUCAACUUCUGCAAGAUUGCCGCGGUGGAGGACACCCCUCCGGGCAACUCGCUGGAUGUCAUCGGCGUGGUGGAGAAUGUAAUGGAUUGGGUGACCAUCACGAAGCGCGAUGGCACUGACACGCAGAAGCGGUCGCUGACGAUCCGCGACGACAGCAACCGCAGCAUUGAGCUGACGCUGUGGGGCAAGUAUGCCAACGAGCCGGGCGACCACCUGCAGGCGGCCUUCCAGAACGGCGUGCACCCCAUUGUGGCGAUCAAGAGCGCCCGGGUGGGGGACUUCAACGGAAAGACGCUGUCCACGGUUGCCUCCAGUACCGUCAUGGUGGACCCGCUGGAUGUGCCCGAGGCGGUGCAGCUGCGGCAGUGGUAUGACUCAGGCGGCGCAACCAUGGUUGCAGAGGCGCUCAGCCGGCCCAGUGGCGGGCGCAACGACCGGCGCAUCACGCUGGCCCAGAUCAAGGAUGAGGGGCUGGGCCUGGGCGAGAAGCCAGACUGGGUGCUGGUGUCUGGUGCCAUCACCUUCCUGCGCAACGAAAACAUGUUUUACGCCGCCUGCCCCAACAAGCUGGCCGAGGGGCGGCAGUGCAACAAGAAGCUCCAAGACAACCAGGACGGCACCUGGUCCUGUGAGCGGUGCAACGGCAACUUUGAGCCUGAGUACCGAUACAUGCUCAACUUCCAGCUGUCUGACCACACGGGCGAGGCGUGGGUGACGGCCUUCCAGGAGCAGGGCCUGGACAUCAUGGGCAGGAGCGCGGCGGACCUCAAGGACAUGCAGCAGACCCUGGACGAGGGCGACUUCAGCUCGUACAUGCAGGACCUCAACUUCCGCCACUACCUGAUGAAGCUCAAGGUGACCAACGAGGUGUACAACGACGAGACCAAGCUGCGCACCAGCGCCGUCUCCGUCAUGGCCCCCAACUUCACGCAGGAGGGCAAGGCCCUGCUGGACAUGAUUGGCAAGAUGGAGCGCGGGGAGCCCGUGUUUGCGCCGCGCCCGCCGCCCCAGCAGCAGCAGCAGCAGUACGGAGGUGGCGGGUAUGGCGGCGGCGGGGCCUAUGGUGGCGGCGGCGGCGGCGGAUACGGCGGCCCGCCACCGCAGCAGCCCGGCUACGGCGGGUUCAAGCAGCAGACCCCACUGCGCCAGGGUGGCAACCAGAACCAGAACUUUGGUUACCAAAAUCAGCCAGCGCCGCAGCAGUAUGGAGGCGGCGGCGGCAUUGGGGGUGGCCAGGCAGACAGGUUCUGGUGAAGUCGAGGCUGACGUUGUGCUCGCCGGGUGUAUUUUCUCUCUGCUCGAUUGAACAGCCACUUUUACCAUGUGUGAAUGCAUGGGUUAGCUUGGGGUUUAUUGUGCAAAGAAAAGUGC